Cyprinus carpio (common carp) is the source of this 3234-nucleotide messenger RNA. Its product is annotated as neuropeptide Y receptor type 1-like. The record is from RefSeq and is a predicted model, not a curated record. Gene Ontology annotation, molecular function: neuropeptide binding; neuropeptide Y receptor activity. Gene Ontology annotation, biological process: G protein-coupled receptor signaling pathway. NCBI's taxonomy places the organism in Eukaryota, Metazoa, Chordata, Actinopteri, Cypriniformes, Cyprinidae. Gene Ontology annotation, cellular component: neuron projection; plasma membrane.
AAAAAGAUCAGGCAUGAAAAUAAGAAGAAGAAGAAAAAAGAAUAUAUACAAACUAUUUGUAUUCAUUGUAUUUUUCAAAACUUGUCCUUACUCAAACGUGAAGACUAUUUUUUUGACAACAAUCAUCUUUUGAAACAGAACAUUCUGUGAUGCAUCAAUGGCAGUAGUUUCAGUGUGGGUUUUAAUUAGGAAGAAACGAUUUUGAAGGGAAUAUAAUUAUUCAUAGUAUAUCGGUCUCUGGAACCGCACACGUUAAGGAAGUGAAGUCAGUGUCAACAGAUAGACCGAGUCCAUGUGUGAACGAGUCUCGCGCGCUCGAUAUUUGAAGGCACCUCCUUCUUGCGCCUCAGGUUUGGUUGAUAAACCUCAGCUCCUCGAACCACCGGUUACUCCUGCACAGAAGAUAACAGUGCAUCUAGAGCCACAGUCACGGAGACGGGAUUUGCGCCUGUCACACACGGUCUCCCAGAUCAACAGUUCUGCGCUAUGCAAAAAAUAUGAUGAGACAUCUUGGGCACUAAAGGAAAACUGGUGUUGGGAAGGAGCAGCCUUGCGCUGGACAAUUCCACUUCAUUCGGUGCGGUUUCCGCUUCCGGACAGAGAGGUCAUCGUUCAUUUUUAAGAGAUACUACAGCAACUGACAGCAAUGGAGCGGUCUCACCUGAACAACAGCUCUGGCUCUUGGUUAUUGGAGGAUCCCGCCUGUCCAACCUCCCUCAGCAGCACCACUUUCCUCAUCGUAGCAUACAGCACCAUGUUAGCAGUGGGCCUGGUGGGCAACACUUGCCUGGUUUUGGUCAUCACACGACAAAAGGAGAUGCGCAAUGUGACUAACAUCUUCAUCGUCAAUCUCUCAUGCUCUGAUAUCCUUGUUUGUUUGGUGUGUUUACCAGUCACCAUUAUCUACACCCUUAUGGAUCGAUGGAUUUUGGGUGAGGCUUUGUGUAAGGUGACGCCGUUCAUUCAAUGUAUGUCUGUAACGGUUUCGAUUUUCUCUAUGGUUCUCAUUGCCUUGGAAAGACACCAGCUUAUCAUCCAUCCCACCGGUUGGAAACCAGUUGUCAGACACUCCUACCUGGCUGUUGCGGUAAUCUGGAUCGUAGCAUGUUUUAUCUCCCUUCCGUUCCUUUCGUUCAACAUCCUAACAAACUCACCUUUCCACAACCUCAGCCUUCCCUUCAACCCCUUCAGCGAUCACUUCAUAUGCAUUGAACAAUGGCCAUCUGAGGGGAAUCGGCUCACUUAUACCACAACGCUGCUGCUGUGCCAGUACUGCUUACCAUUAGCUCUCAUUCUCGUCUGUUAUUUCCGCAUAUUUUUACGUCUGAGUCGCCGUAAAGACAUGGUCGAAAGGGCUCGAGGUGGGCGGCAGAAGAAGACCAAAGGCUCAAAGCGAGUCAACGCCAUGCUAGCCUCGAUUGUAGCAGCGUUCGCCCUCUGUUGGCUGCCACUGAAUGUUUUCAACACAGUUUUUGACUGGAACCACGAAGCAAUUCCCGUCUGCCAACACGACGCCAUUUUCUCGGCAUGUCACCUCACCGCCAUGGCGUCGACCUGUGUGAACCCAGUGAUCUAUGGGUUCCUAAACAAUAACUUCCAGAAGGAGCUGAAGUCGUUGCUUUCCAGGUGCCGCUGCUGGGGGCCGCCCGAGAGUUAUGAGAGUUUCCCUUUGUCCACAGUCAGUACAGGCAUUACUAAGGGGUCUAUCCUGAGCAAUGGCUCUGCUAGCACCUAUCAACAACACAAGAAACACAGUUUGGAACAGAAAGAGACCAUUUAAAUGUAUCGGAUGUACUAUAAGGCAAUGUACCUACCCACAUUUCAAGCAUUCAGAGGACCUACAUGAGACCAACGCCAGUCAAUCUGUGCAAGAUUAGUGACUGAAUUUAAGUUUUGGAAAGAGAAAAUCUGUGACAUUUGAAAGUCCUUGUUGCUCAAAGAUGUCCACUUGUCUUCUUUAAACACAGAAAUGGACUGAAACAUAUUAAGGAAAGGCUUACUGUAGCUAGGCUCUGCAGAGGAGAACCAUGUCAUGACAAAUAUCAUUACAAAUUGCGUUGCUGUUUUAACCACUGCUAAAAUGACUUUGGCCAAUUAAACAUGCUGGUUUUGUGGCCAUUAUAUGGUGAGUUCUAAAUGGCACAGAAAGCCAUUUUUGCCAAUUAGAGCAAGGUUCUCUCUGAGAGACAUUAUAAUGAAAUACUGAGUGGAGGAGGCCUUUUCUUGUCAUAGUCUUUUUCCAUGUGACUUGGUAACAAAAAAAGAAAGAAAUUGAAAUUGAAGAAUUGAAGAAAGAAUAGUGAAUUUUCACUAUUCAAGUAAUAGCUUGCCUAAAAAUAAACAUUCUGUCAUCAUCACUCAUGUUGUUCCAAACCUGUGACUUUCUUUCUGCUGUGGAGCACAAAAGCACCAUAAAUGAUCAAAACUAGUGCAUAUGACUAUGGCUUGACAUGGAAUUUAUGUCAUUUUUUUUAACUGAAAAUCUCCCUGCAGUGAGCUUUUAAUUACUUGGUAUGAAUCAGUAAAUUGAUACAGAUCAGUUUGAUUUGCAAAUGGAACAAUCAGACAGCCAUUUUGAUCUGAUUCACUGUAACUGAUUCAUUGUAAACAUCUGGCUCAAGUCUCUAAUGAACAUAGUAUGGCUUCAAAAAACAUGAAAUAUAGCACAUGACUCAUAUGGAAUACUUUUAUGAUAUUUUGGUAAGCUUUGGUUGCUAUUUGUUGUAAUUAAAGACCAACCUUUUGUGUUUCACCAAGGGAAGAAAGUUAUACCAAUUUGGAAGGAUGUGAACAUGAGUAUAUUAUUGUUAACUAUUUCUUUAAAGGAAGGUACAGAACUAGCAAUAUGUGUAUAAUGUGUACAUUUAAAAACAGAUGUAAUGAUUAUAUGUAAUAGUUAUUAUACGGCAUCAUGACUAUAUAAGCACAUUCUGUCAUUGAUUAGGAGUAGAAUGUAUCCUAUUUCAAACUAGUAUGUACAAUAAUUUACACAUUUUGUUGCUCUGUGUGAGAGGUGUAAUUUGUUUUACUGAUCUAAAUGUUAGUCAAUAUAAACACACUGUGUCCUUUGCAGAAUGGCUUUAUUUGCCAAAGCUAUCCAAGUGAAUUAUAGAGUCAGUUCUUCAGUUCCUUGCACUUUCACUGGACUGUGGAUCUAUACUAAACUACGUGCAUGUUGUAAGUAGCAUUUGUAAAAAAAACAACAACAACAACAAAAAAAGAAUAUAUAUAUAU